AUGCUUUUUUCUGGAUCACCCAAAAUAUAUAGUUAUAACAAAAAAGGAAAUAUAAAAAAGCUAGAUUUUUUUUCUUGUAAAAGCAUUAUUUUACCUCAAGAGCACAUUGACACUAAGAACAAUUUAAUUUGCACAACCAAAGUAAUUCCAAAUACGUACGAAACAAUUUGUGAUAACAUUUUCAAAAUGCAGAUGGCACAUGAUAAUAAUUAUGACAACGAAAGAAUGGGUACUAAUGCAUAUGAUAAUAGAAACUCAAAUAUAUAUAGUGUGAACAUAGUACCAUGUGACGAUGGUAAUUUCAACAACUAUACUGAUGUCAAUGUUAAUGUAAAUGUUAAUGCUAAUGAUAUGAACCAACCAUUAAUGUUUGAAGAUGGUGCACAAGGCAGUGCAGAUCCUGCACAACCAAUAGACCCCGGUGUUGUAGCUGUUUCAAAUGCUUUAUUUGCUUAUAACAACGCUUUUCAAUGUAUACCUAUUAAAUCAUCUCCAAACGUGUUCAGACGAAGAUCAAAAGGAGAAGCAAAUUCUGAAUGGAGCAAUGCUUUUGUAACAAGAGUAGAUCCUUGUGCAUGUGGAGAUGCAGAAGAAGAAUUCAAACCAUAUGAAGUUACAAAAUAUUAUGAUGAAGGAAAGGUUAAAACUGUAUUCAACUUCGACCAGGAUAACUGCAAAGAAGCCAUUUGA
Plasmodium malariae is the source of this 690-nucleotide messenger RNA. It is a transcript of the gene PHIL1, whose product is annotated as photosensitized INA-labeled protein PHIL1, putative. Bases 1 to 690 code for a protein of 229 amino acids. The transcript has a single exon. The record is from RefSeq and is a predicted model, not a curated record. NCBI's taxonomy places the organism in Eukaryota, Apicomplexa, Aconoidasida, Haemosporida, Plasmodiidae.